GCCGAAGGCAAGUUGCGGCCACGUCAUUUUGUACGAGGGCUAAUCAUGCUUUCUUCUUCUUCCCUCCUAUUUAUUAUCGAAGUGAGAGUUGAGGGAAGAACUCUGCUACUGUUUCCCUUGUGCCUAGUUAGUUCCUACACUCAACUACUCCUUUUUAAGUUCUGUUCUUCUAUCUCUGCAUGCAUGGAGAUUUCUAACGCUCACUACUACCAGACAAUGGCAGCAGGACAUCGAGCGGAGGAAACGGCAGCGAUCAGAUGCCCCAAGACUACUCAGCAGGUCCCGCGAACACAGGAGAGAAAGCUAAGGGCUUCUCCGCCGGAGCAAGUCCUGCAGUGCCCCAGGUGUGCCUCCACGAACACCAAGUUCUGCUACUACAACAACUACAGCCUCUCCCAGCCCAGGCACUACUGCAAGGGUUGUCGGAGGUACUGGACUCAGGGGGGCUCCCUCAGAAAUGUGCCUGUAGGGGGCGGUUGCAGAAAGAACAAAAAACAAUCAUCGUCUUCUUCUUCUUCUUCAUCCUCCUCCGCCUCCUCUUUCAAGAAGGCAUCGCCGGAGCAGGAUCUCAGUAACGGCAGCGUCACUACUGCCCUGGUCGAUCCGCCAGCCCUGUCUUUUGCUAGCCAGCCACCGAGCAAACAGUUGGUGGGCACGUCAGACGCCCCGAGUGGGUUUCUUGAUAUGCUAAGGAGCGGGUUGCUGGGCAGUGAAGACACUGCGGCUGCUGCUGCUGAUGGCAGCUUUGGCGGCGUGUACUGUGGCGUGGAGGAGAGUGCAGGGCUGUGGUUUGAUAGUGCGGCUACGACUACGAGCAAUAGCCACCUGCCAUGGCAGGAUGCGGCAGGGAGCAUAUUGUUGGAUUGCAGCUGGAGUGGUGGUAAUGGAGGUGCGGUUGGGAAUUCCUGGCAAGGGCUGAUCAACAGCUCUCUGCUUUGAAGUAAUUAGGCGAAUUAAUGUUGGCUAAAGAUUCCAUAUCAUAUAGUUCUUGUCGAUCUUAGAACAUGAAGUCGUCUAUUGAAGACUUGUAUGUCACGCAUCUCUUGAUAAUUACUACAAGGGAGUGUUGGUCAGGCGAACAGUAAGGGUUUGCGCUGUCAGAUUCAAAUCAGCGUAAGUCAUUGAAUUAAGGGUUUGCGCUGGAGGUUUUUCUUUUUCUAAUAUAAUCAUUGUUAUUUCA
Zingiber officinale is the source of this 1180-nucleotide messenger RNA. RefSeq names its product dof zinc finger protein DOF3.1-like. Gene Ontology annotation, biological process: regulation of DNA-templated transcription. NCBI's taxonomy places the organism in Eukaryota, Viridiplantae, Streptophyta, Magnoliopsida, Zingiberales, Zingiberaceae. The coding region runs from base 46 to 939 and encodes 297 amino acids. The record is from RefSeq and is a predicted model, not a curated record. Gene Ontology annotation, molecular function: DNA-binding transcription factor activity; DNA binding. The transcript has 2 exons.